AUGAUUUGCGACGGGCUCAGUACUCGCGACCUUGCCUUGUUAAUGGGAACAUAUCGCGACGCGUACUGGUUAACAAUACACCGCUUCGCGCAGGAGUAUGUGCAUCAAUUGGUGAUUAUGACUCGCAAGCCGUAUUUGGGGAGCAGUGUGAAUUGGGAGUGGAGCAUGGCCAAGCAUGUGAAGAAAGCGAUGGAUAUGGCUGUUAUUAAACGGUUCAGAGAUGGUUUGGUGUUGAGGUUGGUGAAUUGUCGGUCGUUUAUUAUUUCGCCGGUUGGGAAUGCACAUACAGAAGAAGAGCAAGAUAGACAGUUCAAUCUUGAUGAUGCGGCUUGUAUCCUGCUGGAUAUAAUCGCAGAUGCCUCCUUACCUAUCAAGAUUCUCUGGUACGGGGCAGAAUUGAAUUACACAUCCGACAUAAUGAAUAUAUACCGAUUACCCAAAGCCCUUUUUAGCAACCCCGGAUUCAGAGCCGGAUGGAGCGCUCUCAAGAAUCUGCAUCUGGAACACGAACCCACGCCAUCAAAUUCUUCAUUCCUCAUGGCUGUGAUUCUGCACGCUCCGAACACACGCAAGCUGUAUCCCAGUCUUGGACUGAAGGAUUUGGCUGUCGAAUUCUUCUCCCAACUUAGCAGAUCAAGCAAUCUGCCGAGUAACCUGGAACGAGUGACGUUAUCAUUCACGGCCAUCAAAGCAGAUGAUCUCAUAACCAUCUUGUAUCAAUCCCGACAUAGUCUCCGAUGA
Messenger RNA from Aspergillus ruber CBS 135680, 741 nucleotides. RefSeq lists its product as uncharacterized. The transcript is spliced from 2 exons. NCBI's taxonomy places the organism in Eukaryota, Fungi, Ascomycota, Eurotiomycetes, Eurotiales, Aspergillaceae. The coding region runs from base 1 to 741 and encodes 246 amino acids. The record is from RefSeq and is a predicted model, not a curated record.